Messenger RNA from Mangifera indica (mango), 1377 nucleotides. RefSeq names its product GATA transcription factor 18-like. Gene Ontology annotation, biological process: regulation of DNA-templated transcription; flower development. Lineage: Eukaryota; Viridiplantae; Streptophyta; Magnoliopsida; Sapindales; Anacardiaceae. The transcript has 2 exons. Bases 271 to 1026 code for a protein of 251 amino acids. Gene Ontology annotation, molecular function: zinc ion binding; DNA-binding transcription factor activity; sequence-specific DNA binding. The record is from RefSeq and is a predicted model, not a curated record.
UUAGCUCUCUCUUUUAUGUUAUCUAUUUUUCAAACACUGUAUUAUUACAUUUAUCUCUCCCCUUGCCACUUUUACUAUUUGCCUCCUACUCUCUGCCUGCUUCUUAAACUAUAAAUUAACUUACCAUCACCCACUUGUUUAUAUUAUUGUUAUAUUACUUCUUCUCUCUGUUUUAAUUUCUCUCACUUUCAUAAACACAAACCCUUUCUCCUUCUUCUUCUUCUUCAACUAUUCUUUUAACAAGGAAAAGAAGAUAGAAGAAAUCAAGAAAUGAUGCAUAGGUGCAGAAGCUCUCAAGGAAACAUGGCGGGGCAAUGUUCAUGCGGGCUGUUUCAUAAUCACAGCCAAGGCAAUUCAUUUUCCAUGGCAUUUUCGAUGCCAACCUACAAAUCUUUCGAUGAAACAGACAUGUAUUCUUCUAUGUCCCCUUCUUCUGUUGAUUGUACUCUAUCUUUGGGUACUCCUUCUACUCGAUUGUGCGAAGACGAUGAGAAGCGGAUCCGCCAUGAAAGACGCUCUGAUUCUUGCGUGUCAAACUAUUAUUCGGACUUGUUGCCGACCAAAAAUGCACCUUAUGCACCACAAACGCAUAAGCCCAGCCGUGGAGCAAAUACUGUCUCCAAUAAUAACCCUGCUAAUGACCCUCUCCUCGCUCGUCGUUGUGCUAACUGUGACACAACUUCCACCCCACUUUGGAGGAACGGACCAAGAGGCCCAAAGUCUCUUUGCAAUGCCUGCGGAAUUCGGUACAAGAAGGAAGAGAGAAGAGCCACGGCAGCAAAUGCAAGCAACACAGGUGCAAGUGCAAGCGCAAGCGCCUCUGGAAUAGUGGAGGCACACCGCGCUUAUCAUAAUAAUUCGUGGGUUCAUCACGCACACACUCAAAAAAUGUCUUGUUUUUCACCGGCGAAUGAAUUCAGGUUCAUUGAAGACAGCGAUCAAAAUUCUGAAACAGGCAUUCCUUUUCUUUCCUGGAGGUUCAAUGUCACUGACAGGCCUAGUCUUGUCCAUGACUUUACCAGAUGAAAAAAAAAGUAAGGUCGACGGUCAAGAUCAUGGACGAAGCGAUGGAAGUGUGACAAUACAUAUAUUAACUUCUUGUGUAUCACGAUGAUGAUGAUGUUGAAGAUGUCUCGUCAAGUCAAAUCCUUUUUCUUUUAAGUUGUUUUCCUUUUUUCUUCGUCGGCAUACAUAGAUGGAUUGAAAAUAGGAUGACUAUAUGUCCUUAUUUUGCUUUUCUUCUUUUAAGGUUUUUAACUUUCUUUUUCCUUUGACUAGUUGUAUAAUCAAAACCUUUCUUUGAGGUAGAUGAUGAUCAUGGUGUUGUCCAUGUCGUGAUAAGGGAUGUUGAUUAUAAAAGUGCCCUUUAAUUCGUUU